Molecule: messenger RNA, 492 nt
Organism: Australozyma saopauloensis
Lineage: Eukaryota; Fungi; Ascomycota; Pichiomycetes; Serinales; Metschnikowiaceae
Gene: TRS20
Product: TRAPP subunit
Exons: 1
Coding region: 1-492 (163 amino acids)
Biological process (GO): endoplasmic reticulum to Golgi vesicle-mediated transport
Cellular component (GO): cytoplasm; nucleus; TRAPP complex
Source: RefSeq, a predicted model, not a curated record
AUGUCCUCCUACUACUUCACCAUCAUAGGCACCCGAGACAAUCCGCUAUACGAGCUUGAAUUCUCUUCAUUCAAAGCCCCGGCAUCUCUGAUUCCCGGAGAGUCCCAUUUCACAGCCAAAGUCAAAGAGCUUCUACCGUUUAUCGCCAACUCGUCUCUUGAUUUGGUGGAAGAUUCACAAUGGCUGACUCCAAACUUCAAUUUGGGACGCAUUGAUUCAUUUGGAGGUAUUUGGGUCAAUGCCUUCGUUACCCAGGGAAACGUCAAGUUCAUCCUCUGUUACGAUAAUCCAAACUCCAACAAUAGCUUGGACAACGGCAUUUCUUCAGGCGGAAGUACGAAGUAUGAUGAGAGUUCGAUGAAACACUUCUUCAAUGAUGCCUAUGAUCUAUACGUCAAAGCACUCCUCAAUCCUUUCUAUGGUGCUAAUGAUCCUCUAGUGUCACCCGACUUCGACUACAAAAUCAAAAUCGUUGCGAAAAAAUACUUAUAG